AUGACUUCAGAUGAUGGUGCUGAAAAGGACGUGGGUUUGGAAUUGUCAAUGGGGCCUUGCGGUGAGAUUGAACCGUUUGGCGAGAUGUGGGACAAUGAGCAUUCACACAGGGACUCAUACUCACCUGGUUUUACAGAGGUGUCAGACGCUCCGUCUGCGCUGGCCAGUGGCUACAAGCCAGACAAUGCGCCUGAGCGGUCGUGGCAACAGCUUGGUGCAAAGCCUCUGCAACAGUUCUGGGAGCAUGGUUUUUGGGGUGAAAUUUUUGGUAAUGACUCUGAUGCCUCUUCUUCAGCUGCUCGUACAAAUACGCUGGGUUUACAUCGACCGAUAGUGCCUAUGCAUACAGGUGAGGUGGAGCUUUUAGAAGAUGUGGCUGGAAGAGGUUCGGAAUCCAACAAAAGGCUCAAACAUGCUACUUACAUGGAUGUGGUGUCCAAUUGUUCUGUACAAACCUGGCGUGAGCAGCGAGACAGCAUGUGGGAGACCGCAGUGAGACGCUGGCACAGCUGCAUAAUGUCCUGGGAUGGUGACGAUGCAAUCAUAGGACUGGUCAAGAACAAGGAGGACUUUAAGGCUCAGUGCCAGAUUGUGGUUGACGUUCUGCACAACAAAGCACCUGCAACACUCCUGAAGAGGUGCAACAGCAUUUCACGUUUGGUUAAUGAUUUGCACAAACAUGGACGUGUUUUCCCUUGCAGUGAGGAGGACUUGUAUGAUCAUCUUUGCAGACAGAGGGAUGAGGCUGUGCCAAGCUCUCGACUCAAGUCGCUGCUGGAAGCGGUAACAUUUGUCCGACAUAUGUUUGGAGUGGUGGGCUUGGAGCCGUGCACGAAGAGUAGGAGGUGCAUGGGCGUUGCUACGCCAAUUCAAGUGAACAUCAUUAAGCAGGCGCCACCACUUAGGGUCGAGCACUUACUGGCGUUGCAUCAUGUGAUUGAUUCAGAUGAUGAUCCAUGGAACAUUUGUUUUGCAGGCAUGGUUUUGUUCUGCGUUUACGGCAGGGCUCGGUGGAGUGAUGCGCAGCAUUCUCAACAUAUUGAAUGGGACAUGGACAUGGAGGGACAAAUUUGUUACGUCGAAUGUUCCACUGCUGUUCACAAGACAUGUCGUGCUUUGAACAUGAGACAUUCCUUUUUGCCGUUGACGGCGCCUGGGCUGGGAGUUGGAGAACGCAACUGGGCUGAUGCUUGGAGGCGUGCGAGGUUGCAAUUGGAAAUUGAUGACCUGUCAUAUCACCCAUUGAUGCCGGCACCCGAUGAACAUGGCCAGGCAACAGUCAGGCCCCUUAGCACUAAGGAGGCAGGCGGGUGGUUGACGCUGCUGUUGAGGCAGAAGGUGGAAGUGCUGAACCUGUCGGAGCCUUUGAAUUACACCUCACAUUCGUUUAAGGCAACAGCAUUAUCAUACCUUGCAAAAUAUGGUUGCAGUUUUGAAGACAGACUUGCUUUGGGGUAUCACGUUGACCAAGUGCGCAUGGCGUUGAGAUACAGCAGAGAUGGGGCAUCUCGCCCACUCAGGGUCCUUGAGACAUGUCUUGCUGACAUUAGAACUGGAAAGUUUAAACCAGAUGUCACAAGAAGCGGACGCUUUGUUCGGAGCCUGGACCUGGGCGCAGAGCCGGUUGGUGGUGAUGUUGCCGAAAACUUGCAUGUGAAACAAGAAGUUGUUUUGGCUUCAAGUGGUGUUUUCGAGGCAGGUGAGGUUGUUGACAUCACAUCAGACCAUGUGACAACUUGCAGUGAUAGCAGCAGUGACGACAAUGCCGUUGUCAUGCCGAAGAAUCCAACUCGUACCUUGCUCAUUCCUCAGGGCGUUGACGUUUGGAAACAUGUGAAACUUAAGACCGUUCACUUAGCCCUGGAGGGAUACGUUCGGAUCUUGGCUUGUGGCAGGAAGAUUUCAGAGAACUACCAGAAAGGUGGUGUUGAUGCGGCAGCCAGCAUGAACUUUGUGGGAGGGCAAUGUGCCAAGCCAGUGUCUGGAGGCGAGUCCAAGAAGGACAGCUAUGCAGGAAAGUCUCUGGCGAACAUUUUGAUGGUUGAGCUGUACGCUGGGUCAGCGCGUCUGUCAAAGGCGUGCCAACAGGUUGGAGUACGCAGCAUAGCAGUGGACAAGACCACUCAAAGAUCACAGGGCACUCGUAUUUUUGUUUGUGAUGUGACGGAUGAAGCGGAGCUUGGUAUGUUGCAAUCCUUCUUGAGCGCAGAGCAAGACAAUUUAGCGUGGGUGCACUUUGCACCGGCUUGCGGAACCGCUUCAAGGGCACGUGAGAAACCUAACCGCAGCCUUGAGAAAGCCGGUUUCCGCGUGCCCAAGCCUUGCAGGUCUGAUGAAUUUCCUCUGGGACUCCCCCAUUUGACUGGAACCGAUAAGGAACAGGUGGUGACGGUAUCACAGUUUGGAAUCCCGAGAUCACCGGAGGUAGUAACUCAGGUGCUCAGGGACAAUUUGGAGAUGGAGCCCUCGGAGCUGGCAUUGGUGAGGUGCCGACAGCUGGCUAGGUGGGCAGUAAGAGCAAAGCAGCUUGGUGAAGCGGAACAGCAGUUCAAGCGGAGUAUGCCGGAGCACUUGCAGUUUUCGGUGGACACGCUGAAGAAGCUUGCAAAGGGUUUGAAUAGGGCCAUCAUCAGCCAACUUAGUGCUGAGAACGAUGAUGACGAAAUCGUGCGGCAGACCUGGGACAACUCUGGAGGUUCUGUAGGAGGUUUUCUCCGCAUCAGUUUGGCGGUCUGGUAUGUUGGCUUAGUGAUGUUUCGUUUGGCCUGGACAGCGUAUUUUGACGACUAUACAAUUUUUUGCAGAGACAUGUUGAUUGGCAACACGUCAAAGACGGUUGACAAUUUGUUUGACUUGCUUGGAAUCGAGGUGGCCCGUGAAGGGAGCAAAGCCACAGGUUUUUCCAAACAGUUCAAGAGCUUGGGGGUAGAGCUUGACUUAAGAGACUUCUGCAAGGCGGAGGCCCGGAUUGGACACACUUCAGAAAGGCGAGAAGAGAUUGGUGCCGUGCUGGAUGACAUCCUUAGAGCCUCCUGUGUUACCGCAAAACAGGCGGAAUCACUUAGGGGCCGUUUGCACUGGUUUGAAUCUUUCGCUUUUGGCCGUGUUGCCAAUGGAGCUGUGAAAACUUUGGGCGAUUUGUCGCUGCGGGGGUUGAAACAGGUUGUCUUGCGACCCCGGGAAAUCAGGGAUCUUCGUUUCUUGAGAGAUAGGGUGCUGCAAGCGCCACCUUUGAAGCUGACUCCGACCUGCCUCCUGUCUUGGGUCGUUUUUACGGAUGGAGCCUGCGAGGGUCCUGAUGGUGCCAAAACUGGCAGUAUCGGAGGAGUCUUGGUAUGCCCUCGCGGGACCUUGGUUCAAUUUUUCGGUGGACUGGUCCAAGAACCCGAUUUAUGA
Cladocopium goreaui is the source of this 3396-nucleotide messenger RNA. The record is from the annotation of a GenBank genome assembly. NCBI's taxonomy places the organism in Eukaryota, Dinophyceae, Suessiales, Symbiodiniaceae.